Molecule: messenger RNA, 2586 nt
Organism: Parnassius mnemosyne (clouded apollo)
Lineage: Eukaryota; Metazoa; Arthropoda; Insecta; Lepidoptera; Papilionidae
Source: the annotation of a GenBank genome assembly
AUGGGAUCAUUGCCCCGCUUGUCGGUCGUGACCGGUGCUAGGGUACCAGUGCCAGCCGCUCCUCUCACCAAGCACUUGGAGAGUUUGACUGGAAGAGAUGCCACGGCUUUGGUCUUUUCGGAUGAAACUGGUAGCGUUCGCGUCAGCUAUGCAGAGCUCCAAGCCCGCACCAACGCACUGGGCAGAGCUAUUGCAGCGCACGCAAGACCCAUCGGGCCGAACAGAGAUGGAGACUUCAUAAUCGCCGUGUGUAUGCAGCCUACACAUAACACUAUAAUGGCUUUGUUAGCCACAUGGAAGGCCGGAGCAGCUUACGUGCCUAUGGAACCUAAUUUUCCUCAAGCGAGGAUCACACACAUACUGAAAGACGCUGAGCCAUCUCUCGUUAUUUAUGAUAACACUGCAAAUCCUGCAAUGUUCUCCGGCAGUGGAGUACCAGCGAUAUCCUUCGAAGAGUUAUCUUCAGAAGCCAGUGGCUUACCAGGCGACAAGCCAAGUGACAUGGAGAUACUGCUGCAGCCUACUGCUAACAGCAUUGCUAUUGUCCUAUACACUUCAGGGAGCACCGGCAUCCCAAAAGGCGUCCGUCUUCCAUACUCUGCAAUUUGCAACCGCCUCUGGUGGCAGUUCCACACAUUUCCUUACUCCAAAACAGAGAGGACUUGCGUGUGGAAGACUACGCUGACCUUUGUCGACUCAGUCUGUGAGAUAUGGGGACCUUUAUUGCAUGGAAGGACACUGUUGAUCCUCCCGCGGGAGACCACAAGAGACCCGCAGAAGUUGGUGCGGGUACUAGCUGAGAAUGAGGUGCAGCGAUUACUGCUGGUGCCUACAUUACUUCGCUCCAUACUAAUGUAUCUUUCAUUAAAUCCUGGCGAGAGGCUUUUGCAGCGUCUUAAGCUUUGGGUCUGUUCUGGUGAGGCGUUAGGCAAGGACCUCGCAGCGCAGUUCUUCCAAUAUUUUGGCGAUAACGACGGUUACAAAUUGGCUAACUUCUAUGGAAGCACGGAGGUCAUGGGCGAUGUGACGUUCUACGUUCUAGAAAGAUCCGAGCAACUAAAUAUUCAUCCCACCAUUCCAAUCGGAAAGCCCGUAGAUAAUUGUGUAAUAUAUCUUCUGGAUGAGGAAAUGAACCCAGUCCGUGAAGCAGAACCAGGUGAAGUGUGGGUUGCGGGAAGCAAUCUCGCCUUGGGCUACGUCGGAGGACAGGCGCCAGAGAAGUUCUGCGAUAAUCCGCACGCUUCUCAUCCAGAUUUCGGUCGACUCUACCGUACAGGAGAUUUCGGAGUACUAAAUAAGGGAGUGGUCUUGUAUGCGGGAAGAACAGAUUCGCAAGUUAAAAUAAGAGGCCACAGAGUUGAUUUGCAGGAAGUAGAGAGAGCAGUUUCUGCUGUUGAGGGAGUUGAGAAAGGCGUCGUCCUUUGCUACGGGCUCGAUCAUGGCAACCCAGAAAUCCUAGCUUUUGUUACUUUAAAACCUGAAGCGAGACUGGCAGCCCAACAUAUUGAGGCGGCGUUGAAAAAUACAUUGACACAUUAUAUGUUACCACAGGUAAUUGUCAUAGAGAAUAUUCCUCAAUUGGUAAACGGUAAAGUGGACAGGCAAGCGCUGCUGAAAAUGUACGAGAAUACGAAUAACAACGAUGACUCAGAGAUAUCUCUGGAUAUAGACUACACAGGAGUGGAACCAGAGCAUAUGGAGGCAGCUAAAGCCCUCUUCGAAACAGUUGGCGAAGUACUAGGGAGGGCUGCGAGAGGAACCCUAUCAGUGAGGUCCGGAUUCUACGAGCUCGGUGGAAAUUCACUCAACUCAAUAUACACUAUAACCAGGUUGAGGGAUAGGGGAUACUAUAUCGAAAUCAGCGACUUCCUUGGUGCUGCGAAUCUUGGAGAUGUUUUGUCUCACUUGAGCAACGGUCCGGACGACGCCACUGAGAACCACGAGAGCAAGUUUAAAGCUGUACCAAUGAGAGAAGAUCAUGAACAGCAAGUUAUUGAUAUGAUAGUGUCGUCGUUCUAUGAGAAAGCCGAACUGGAGCAGUUCUUGAAGCACGAGAUCGCGAAGGACGACUACGCGCUCUGCGUAAGAGCCUGCUGGUCUGCACUGUUGCAAGCGAGACUUAGCGUUGUUCUAGAAGAUCUUUCCGGAACACCAGUGGCCGUAGCGUUGAAUUUUGACGCACGGGACGAGCCGGAGAUUGAACUGAAAGGAGGUCUAGCCAAAAUCAUGGGCUUUCUUGAAUUUGUUGAAAGUUCUGUGAGGGACACCAUGUUGCCUGAAGGAAAGGGAACAAUCCUGCACUCAUUUAUGAUGGCAACUGCAGCGUCAUUGAGUCCUCGGGACAAUGUUGCAGCUAUACGGGCUUUGGAACACGCAACAAUGAGGAUCGCACGUGAUAGGAGAUUUCACGGAGUUUUUACCACCAACACAAGUCCACUGACGCAGCAACUAGGCACCGACGUCCUUGGCUUCCAAACUCUGCUGGACUAUCAAAUAAACGAGUACAUCGACCCCAAUGGGGACAGGAUCUUUGGCAAAGCUUCCGACGAUAUGAGAGUUAUUGUUUGUUGGAAACCCAUAGAAUAA